Messenger RNA from Epinephelus lanceolatus (giant grouper), 4937 nucleotides. RefSeq names its product ectonucleotide pyrophosphatase/phosphodiesterase 5 (gene enpp5). The record is from RefSeq and is a predicted model, not a curated record. NCBI's taxonomy places the organism in Eukaryota, Metazoa, Chordata, Actinopteri, Perciformes, Serranidae.
CGGUGCAUUCGCAGUGUAUUUGGGGGAUGCAGCUCCUCACGAAGCGAAGCAUGCACACGCAGGGAACACCGGACAGCCUUUUGUCUUUAAAUGACCCGGUUUGGUUUCAUAUAUGUAAAUAGAAGCGACGCAGACGUUAUUAUAAACACACAGCAGGUUAAAAGGCGGGACUUCCUUCCGGCUGUUUAUCUCAGUGUGCAGCGCGAGGCGAGCCAGUGCAGGUUCAGAUAACAAGGUUUUCUCGUCACACGCCACACCAUGCUGGGCUGCUUGCUGCGAGGAGGCCGCAGUCCUCUGGUCUGCCUGUGGGCCCUGCUGCUGCUGCCGCUGGUCUCUCUCCAUCGCUUGAACCAACACGGCCACAGGAGCCACAGCGUGAGGGAGCGGCCCAAGCUGCUGCUCGUGUCCUUUGACGGCUUCCGCUGGGAUUACAUCCACCGGGUCCCGGUGCCUAACUUUCGCAGCCUGAUAGAUGACGGAGUGUUGGUGGAGCGGGUGGAGAACGCCUACAUCACCAAAACCUUCCCCAACCACUACAGCUUGGUGACGGGGCUGUAUGCUGAGACGCAUGGCAUCGUGGCCAUUGAGAUGUACGACCCCACUCUGAACCGCUCCUUCUCCAUGGAGACGGACAGUAUUUAUGACUCACGGUGGUGGGAGGAGGCGGUGCCUCUCUGGGUGAGCAUUCAGAAAGCUGGAGGGCGGAGCGGGGCUGCGAUGUGGCCGGGAUCUGAUGUGAAGAUCCAUGGCAUGUUCCCUAACCAGUACCUCCAGUACAACUCCUCCGUCUCCUUUGAAAGCAGGGUGGAGCGGAUUAUUGAGUGGUUCUCUGCACCCAAAGAAGAAGCAGUGGAUUUUGGAGUUCUGUACUGGGAGGAGCCGGAUGAGAGCGGGCACGCCCUGGGACCCCUCAAUACCCUCAUGGACAAAGUCAUCGCCGGGAUCGACGAGAAUCUCGGCUUCCUCAUAAACGAGCUGAAGAAGGCAGGGCUGUAUGAGAAGGUGAACCUGAUCGUGACCAGUGACCACGGGAUGGCGCAGCUCUCCCCCAAUAAAAUCAUAGAGCUGGACGAGUACGUGAGCAGAGACCUGUACACCUGGGUGGACAAGAGUCCGGUGGUGGGGAUACUGCCCAAAGAAGGGAAGCUGGAGGAGGUGUACAGUAAGCUGGUGGACGCAAACCCGAACAUGAUGGUGUACAAGAAGGAAGACGUUCCCGAGCACUUCCAUUAUCAGCACAACGUCAGGAUCAUGCCCAUCCUCAUCGAGUCCAAGGAGGGCUGGACCAUAAUGCAGAACAGGAGCAGGCGCUACAUGCUUGGGAACCACGGCUAUAACAACUCCCUACCCAGCAUGCAGCCUGUGUUCGUGGCCCGUGGGCCGGCCUUUCGGCAGAAUUACGUCAAGCACUUCAUGCGCUCUGUGGACCUCUACCCUCUCAUGUGCCACAUCCUGUCCAUCCACCCUCUACCAAACAACGGCUCCCUCUUAAACGUUCAGGACCUGCUGUCUGUGGAGCCUACUCCAUCCCCGCCCCCCACCCUCACUCCCAGAGUCAAUGGAUACUCCUACGCCCCCGUCGUUGGUUCUUUCCUGGGCGUGGUGAUGGUGCUGGGCUUUCUGGUGGUCUACAUCAGACAAGUGACGCUCAAACAGCUGCCCUCACUAAAACACAGAAGCAGGGAGAUGUCGCAGCCCUUACUGCAAGAGGACUUGCACCUGUAGCUGAAGAUAGAGAAAUGAUGGCAGACGUAAAAGAAGAGGAGGUAUUGCUCCCCAAGGUAGUCCGCUCUGUCCAGAAGCAUCCCCGAACGCCUCCCUUAUACCACUAAAUGCCAGUGUGCUGCUCUUUUUAUUAUUAGCCGGAGAUCAAGGGAAUCUAACCUAAUCAUGUACAGAGGUACGUCUCGCUUGUUUGAGUGUAAGGGGAAUGUCUGGGGUUUGCUUCUGGUGCAGGCUUAAUCAAGAUAAUAAACCUUUACAUGGGCUUUAUAGUGGCUUUGCUUUGAUUGUGAAUUUUACCUAAACUCAUCUCAUCAUUUUCAUCGUCACUAAAUAAGUAAAAACUCAAAGCUAAGAGUGGAAUUUAACCUGUGACUCUGGCAAGUACGAACCUUUGGUGGCCAAAAUUGUGACCUGGAUAACAUUAAGGUGUCAGUAUGCUCGAAAUCAACUUGUAUUUUGGAGGUGAAAGAGCAGCCACAGUCAUCGGUGGGGUGAAAAACCUUAACUGAAGCGUAACUGCACCAACAAUCUUUCCUUGAUGGCAGUCAUAGUUUGUCACUCAGUUGCACACAGGGAAACUUUUUGGAAAGUUACAUUAAUGUCCGACACAGUCAUGGCUGUCACUGUGCAGGGACUAAGAGUGCCUCAAUAACACAACAUAUGGUAUUAGCGCCUUUUUUAUUUGGCAAAAUGUUUCAUUUAAACAGUUUUAGUGCUUAAAAAUAAGCUUUAUUGAUGCCUCCUAAUAGACAAAGAUGACAGUUUUAAAACAAAUUAAAUACUUACAUAAAUGGGCAUUAAGCAUUAAGUGCUUUUUCAGCUAAGAUGCUUUGUUUGCAUCUGGUUGCUAUGAUACGAAAUAUCCGCGGACGUAAAACUGUCAGCACAAGGUAGAGUGCUUGCUCUGGGUGAAGGGGAGGCUGAACGGACGAACCUGCCUAUCGAUGUGGGUUCUGAAUUAAUUUUUCGUUUCUCCAGUUGGUUUUUCUGGUAUUUGUCUUGCCCCUCCUCCACUGUGAUUGGACGGCUUGUUAAAAGUAACAGUGACAAGCAGCUGCAGCAUUUUACCCAGAGUUCAACAUUUCUCAACGACCAGAAAACAAUUGCCAAACGUGUAGCGUUCAGCACAGGAUAGAUGCUCAGUGCUUCGUCAGGCUGCUGGUGUUUGUAGCAAAGUGUCGGCGCUCCCACCGCAAAGAAUUUAAGAAACAUGCUGGCCGCAUACUGACAUCUUGACAGUAAGGCUGGAGACAUGCUUGUUUUCUAAUCAUGUGUUUGCAUAGACAGUGGGUUGCGUCGUAAAAGAAAGUAUCAUUCACUCUCGUUUGUGUACUACGUGUGUUACUGCAGGAUUCCACUAGAGGGCGCACCAGAGAACUAAUGUGUGUCCACUGGGUGCGAAUAAAACAAUUUCGGGUCAUACGUUUAUUCACGAGAGUUGAAAAAUACGAACUUCAGCGACCAAUUUGCACUGCGAUAGCCAGUCAGCAUUGAGAUCCUCCGGGGACGUAUGACGAGGAGGACGUGCCAAGUGAAAUACAGAGAUUUUAUGCUCGUAUGACGCAAGUUAUUUGCGCGUAUGAAGGAAGUCAACACAAAUUUUCUAGCAUUCAAACUUGCCCUAGUAAUGCCUAGCAAAAAUUUGACGAACAUUAGACGAUAUAGAACUUCCAUAUUUGGGUCAUGUAAACAAUAAACACGGCAACACUCCAGGAGAUUAUUGUAUUGUUAAUUCUGAGAUCAGUGUGGCUCACGGCAGAAAAAGCGGCAGCAGCACCCUCAUAGCUAGUAUGUAUAAAGCAGAUCAUGACGGGGGUGAGUUUCUUUCUCUCGUUCUGCCAACACUGCCCUGACCGUUCAUGUGUGUAUCACAUUUUGAGGACACGUCCCGUUGAUUUUUGAGGACGUGCCCAACAAACACUCCAAAUGAACGCACGUGACGUGAGGCAGCCAUGAUGUGCACACAAACACAGUUAAAAGCAAGUAUAUCUCUGACCUAACAGAGCUAUGGACAACAGUCGAUUACUUGGUGUAAGAAGAAGGUCAUGUCAGAUUUUUGCCACCAACUGUUCUACUUAGAAUUUCAUUUUUAAUACAAAUGCUGUGAAUAAUCAGUAAAGCAUUCAGCUGCAGUCCCUGGAGACUGGCUGGGGUCAGUAUUAUUUCUGAAUGUGACUUGGAAGCAGAUGUUCCACUAAGGACUCACUCAGUGUGCCAGGCUACUGUCGUAGGUCAUCCCAUGAGCCGAUCACAUCACGACCUUGCUCUUUAGUAGUCAGUUACCAUUUGCCUUUUAACUUAACGGAGAACAUCUCUCUAAGGUGUGCAAUCGUUUGUGUGUCAGUCUGUUUUAUCUUUGUUUUUGUAGAGUUUGUGUUUGGAGGGCAUUUUUCUGUAUAGAUGACCGUGUAUCGCCCUGCGUUGACCGUCAUAACCAUGACCAUUUGUUGGUGAAAUGUGAAGUGCAAUUGAUAUUGGUCAGUAUUUCGUAAUAGGGAUUAAAGGGUUUCGUUGUUGCUUGGUUGAGAAGACUAUUUGGGCAUGACUUGCAAGAACUGUUCCCCUGACUUGCACUACAGGACAGAAACAAAACAGAAUGAAGGGGGCAGUAGUUUGAUGCUUCGUAGGUCAUGUAUAAUUUGCACUUCUUGUUCGUAGUUGCGAUUUAAAAAGAUAAAAAAAGUUAGGUGCCUCUUGCCAAAAAGCUUUUUAAUCAGCAUAAUCAUAGAAAAUCAAGUAGAAUCCAAAUCUGCAAAUUAAUAAGUCUAAUAUUUUUUCAGCAUCUUUUAAGAAACAAUUGGUUGGAUUUUCUCCUUAUGCUUUUAGAUGCAUUGACUAAUAAUACCUGUGCCCAAAUCAAUGACAGACAUCACUGUGAUAUAUACUUUGUACGAAAUUUAAAUUCUUAAAUUGAAAGCAUUUAUAUGGAAAUUGUUAAUUUUCUGAUAAUUGUCUUGUUUUAUGAAAGAGAAGUGUUGUCUGAUAAUUUUCCCCUGACUUGUUGACAGAGAAAUGAAAUAUAUCCGCAGUAUAUUUAAAUGAUUCAUUUGAAAUUGUUAGAGAAGAAGAAAUAUUAGAUCAGGUUUAUCUCAGUUGAUUAUGAGCUGGAUUUGAAAUAUGGAAAUUUAAUAUGAUUUACAAAUUAACUAUCUUUGCCAUGUUGAUGCAAUUAAAGAGUCUUCUGAAAUUAAAGGGACUUACUGAAACUGAAA